AUGCCCUCAAAAACCUCACCCCUCACCAACAUCAAAGCCCUCCUCUUCGACGUCUUCGGCACCGUCGUCGACUGGCGCUCCUCCGUCACAGACGAAAUCUCCCUCCGCAUAUUCCGCAAACUCUCUUCUCAAGAAAACCCCCUCCCUGCUACCUUGAAAGCCCGUCUCGAAGGUCUCACGCAGAAGGACUGGGACCGCUUCAUCCAGGAAUGGCGGGACUCGUAUAGUGCCUUUACGAGAUCUUUCAACAAGGACACGGACCCCUGGAAGAGCGUCGACGAGCAUCAUCAUGAUAGUCUCGUCGAGCUCCUUGAGAAAUGGGAUCUUGAGGGCCUCUUUACUGAGACGGAGAUUGAGAGCCUGAGUCUUGUUUGGCAUCGUCUUACUCCGUGGCCGGAUUCUGCUGAUGGCCUUGCGGAGCUGGGACGCAGAUAUGCUACCGGCACGCUAUCCAAUGGAAACACCAGCCUCUUACGCGACCUCGCUGACUUUGGCGGGCUUUCUUUCCACAAGAUCUUCUGCGCCGAGACGUUCAAGGCUUACAAACCGGACCCGGCAGUGUACCUCGGCGCCGUGCGAGCGCUGGGCUUGCAGCCGGAGGAAGUGGCCCUUGUGGCGACGCAUCUCGGGGAUCUUCACGCCGCUAGGGCUUGCAGCUUGCGGACAAUCUACGUCGAGAGGGAUAGAGAGGAGGCGUGGGGGAAGGAAGAGGAGAGAUAUAUAGAGGCGAAGAACUGGGUGGACUUGUGGGUGACGGAGGGGGAGAAUGGGCUGCUUACCGUUGCGGAGAAGUUGGGGGAACUGGAGUAG
Messenger RNA from Trichoderma breve, 810 nucleotides. Its product is annotated as haloacid dehalogenase-like hydrolase domain-containing protein. The transcript has a single exon. Lineage: Eukaryota; Fungi; Ascomycota; Sordariomycetes; Hypocreales; Hypocreaceae. The record is from RefSeq and is a predicted model, not a curated record. Gene Ontology annotation, molecular function: hydrolase activity, acting on halide bonds, in C-halide compounds. Bases 1 to 810 code for a protein of 269 amino acids.